Messenger RNA from Hyaloscypha bicolor E, 885 nucleotides. RefSeq lists its product as uncharacterized. The record is from RefSeq and is a predicted model, not a curated record. The transcript has a single exon. Bases 147 to 656 code for a protein of 169 amino acids. NCBI's taxonomy places the organism in Eukaryota, Fungi, Ascomycota, Leotiomycetes, Helotiales, Hyaloscyphaceae.
CCCAAAUUCAACGUCUGUGCAAAGCUGCGAAAUGCCUCAUUAGCCAAUUGCAUCCCCAGUAGCCGCAGGAUUUGCAGUCUUUUGCAGUGGCCGUGAGAAGCAAUUCUUAUUCAUCAGGACGCUCAAACAUUAGCCGAGCUGCUGUGAUGGGUCAGCAGGAGGGAGUGCAGUUGAAGGUGCUCGAGUGGUGCAGCUGCAGCUGCCCCUCGCCCUUCCCUCCCUCGCCGCCUGCAGGAGCGCAGACAGGAUGGCCCAUCGCUACCACGCAACGCGGCAAGCUGACAAUGCGUCGCUGCUGCACGGAGCACCUCGACGGUUGGCCUGCCCUGGCAUUGUCUCGGGUCUGGCUGAUCUCGGCGCUGGCUGGUCUCGGUGCAGGCUGCCUCUCUGGCCUGUCGGGCCCUGUCUUUGCCAUGGGCUCAAGCGGUUUCAUGCUCUUCUGUGGCCAGCCCGCAGCAACGCCUCACCUGCCAGCCCCAUCCCUGGUCCAUUCGUCGAAUCGUGGUGGAGUGCUCUUCCGACUGGGAAGAAAGCUCUGUGUCUCUGUGUCUCAGACGCCACAGCGUUCAUGGAGCUCCUCCUUCAUGGGGCCUGGCUGCCGACACCAUCGUAGGAGCUUGGUGACUAGUGUCCCCUGCUGCAUGCUUGAUUUUUGAGCAAGGGAUGGAGGUUCAGAUCCUUAAGUCGCCUCCGACGUCCUGGGGUCGGUCCAAGUGUCUGGUCCUCAUAAGUAUAUCUUCCGCCGGUUGUUUGCAACUCUAUUGAUGUGCCAGUGGUCGAUAGAGUUCUGUCAGCUUACUCGAAUUUGUCUCCCAUUCCUCGCCAGCUCUGUUGCUAUUUCGAGGAGCUUACGUUAAGCUUCAGGAUCACCUUUUUUGUCCUGUC